GACCCUUCCCGCUGCUGCGGAUCAGCGACGACAUGAGCAUUCGCGACGACCUCGACGAGCAAGGGAUCUCCGACGCUGGCGCCGACGCCAACCUCAGUGAACGGCACUUGCAGGCACCAGCGCCGCCACCUACGACGCUGCAGCCUUCGUCAAGUUUUUCGAGUGACUGCCUGCCAGCCUCCAUGGACCUGGAGGGUGAGACCACUCUGACGCAGCAGGCCGCCGCUCUCAAUAUCGAAGCCCCGCCUGGCCUGCCCCGCGCUGCGCGACGAGACACGCUGCAAACCCCCACAGCAGCCAUGGACGCCGAUGCUCAGCCCCCGCCUCGCACGACCAUCACCGACUCCGAGUUGCAGGACUUCUUCGAGCAAGAGGCCCUCCGGUACUUCGCACUCGUUCGUGCCAGCAGCCUCACCCAGCCCGACGACGUACGGCGCACCACCAUCGAGUUCCCUAGCAACUGGGAGCGUCUCGAGCACAUCCUGCAUCGACUCGCUUACCGUCCAGAAUCCGCAGACCCUUGGACUGUGCUCGGCCUCGGCCCCCUCGAUGGCCCGGAACCCGAGGAGGUGGACAUCUGCGCCCUCACGCGGGCGGCUCGCACGCUGUGUUCUCUCGCGCGAGACACGGCGUGGGAAGAGGGCGACCUUCGCAAGGCCCAGGCCGUCGAUGCAACCUUCGUCGCUGCUGGUGCCAAGUGCGAGGAGCUGCUCGCAGAGCUGGGCACGAACGCGCUUGCGGCCGUCUCGUCCCAUCUCGCCCCUGGCUACACACACUUCGUCACGCAGUGGUCGCAGCUCUUGGAUGCUACCGCCGACCACUCGCAGACCAUCCAGUCCCGCCGGCAGCGCAGCGCUCUGUUGGAGCAGGGCGACGAGCAGGCCCUGCGGCUGCUUGCAGGUCAGAGGGUCCUCGCCUGGACACCUGAGAGCAAAGAUGCCCUAGGCAGGAUCCACGCGCAGCUUCUUCGGUCCGAGCCCGACUGUGCACCAGGGGCCCUCUACCUCUUGGUGGAGGAGUACAACUCCUUCAUCGUGGACGCGCACACGGACCACGUCCCCGAGAUCAUGCGAAAACUCGCCGACCCGCGCUACGCUGGCAUCUUGGCGAGGCACCCGACGCGCAGCCCGAGCAGCACCGACGCCAGGAGCCGAGUUCGUUUGGAGCUCAUCUUCACUGAACGUCUCUCCGACAUGGCCAUGAAAAUGCGCAUGCGGGACAUCAAGCGCCGCGUCCUGACGAUCGACAGCUACAUUGGCCUGAAGUCCUUAUACACAGACCCGAACGCGCUCAUUCUUGAAUGCUUCUCCCCGCUGGCCGUGGCAAUGGUCAGCUCGCUCUGCUCGCAGCUGAUCUUCCUUACCAGCGAUAGGGUCCUGCUCCUCACGGAGGCCUCGACGGAAACGUGGACGCAGUUGCUGAACGACGCGGCGAAAGAGGACGAGGCGCUCACAAUUACGCGCCUCCGCUGGAAGGCUAGCAAGUAUGGGGGACGACGCAAUUACGUCUCCACGCACAUCGCUUCGAAGGAUACUGCGCUCAGCAUCCUCGGCGGCGACGUGAAUUUCGUGGCCGACGAGAAGGAUAGGAUCAAUUUGACUCGCAUGAUUCCGUCUGAAGCCCGCGACUCUCACGAGGAGGCCCGCUGGGACGCUCUGGUUGCACGGCCGCACGGGCUCCACGAACUUUACCAGCCCAACAUGACGUACGCAUCGCCCAACGCACGCUCUCGACUCGACAGGCUGUACUGCAAUCAGGAGCACACGCACUAUCUGGACUACAACAUGUCUUGCGCGGCCCUGCAGUGGUGCCCCAAGGAGCUAUCCCGCCACAGGGCAGUCAGUUUCCGCCGCGCGUGGCCGUGCCGCGACGCAGCAUUCUUGCAGCCGCUCGCCGACCACGUCGUCGACCACCCCGACUGGCCAUCUAAGGUGGCUUUAGCUUUGGGGGAGCUGCUCGACCAGGAUCCCGAUGCAUCUGCUUUGAAUUUGAAAAAGGUGCCGUUGCUCAAGGAGGCAAUGCGGUCUGCUGCCACCCACCUGGAUAUGCACGCGCCCAAUGUCACAGGCAC
Molecule: messenger RNA, 2071 nt
Organism: Prorocentrum cordatum
Lineage: Eukaryota; Dinophyceae; Prorocentrales; Prorocentraceae
Source: the annotation of a GenBank genome assembly